AUGGCAGAUUUUAAGCUGUUUGAAUACCAGGAAGAGGUGGUUGAAAGAGCUCUUCGGAGAGAGAAUAUAAUCAUUUGGCUGCCGACAGGAGGUGGAAAGACCCGUGCUGCUGUGUAUGUGGCCAAAAACCACUUAGAGACCACACCACAGGCAAAAGUGAUGGUCCUGGUAAACAAGGUUCACCUUGUGGAUCAACAUUACAACAAAGAGUUCAAGCCUUACCUGGGCCGUGACUACACCUUGACACCAGUCAGUGGAGAGAGUGAGGAAAAGGACUUCUUUGGGAAAGUAGUGCAGGACUCAGACGUGAUCAUCUGCACAGCACAGAUCUUGUAUAAUGCUCUGACUAAUGAGGAGGAGUCCAAACAUGUCGAGCUCUCAGAUAUUACUCUACUGAUAAUCGAUGAGUGUCACCACACCCACAAGGACUCAGUGUACAACAAGGUGAUGGCAUGCUAUGUGGAGAAAAAGUUGAAAGGAGAACGACCAUUGCCACAGAUCCUGGGUCUCACUGCAUCACCGGGGACAGGGGGCGCAAGGAUCCUGGAAACAGCUGUGGAGCAUGUACUGCAGAUUUGUGCCAACAUGGACUCAGCCAUAGUUUCAACUAAAAACUAUGUCUCUGAGCUGAAGAAGAAAGUACCCAGACCCAUCAAGACAUUUGACAUCGUGGAAAAAAGGCUUCAGGAUCCAUUUGGGGAUCAUCUGAAGCGCAUGAUGCAGAUGAUCCAUGACUACAUGGAUCUUCCUUCAGACUUCAGACUGAGAGAGUGUGGCACACAAGAGUAUGAAGCAGAUGUGGUGAUACUAAACCAGCGAGGAAUCAGACAGGACAACAGACUGGUGGCAGAAUGUGCACUCCACCUCAGACAGUACAAUGACGCCCUGCUCAUCAAUGAAACCCUGCGGAUGAUGGAUGCUUAUCGCUCCUUGGAGGACUUCUACAACAAGCCCACCACAAAACUUGAUGGAACAGACUACUUCCUGGAGGCACUUUUCCAAGAGAAUCAGGUGGAGCUGAAGACACUAGCAAGAGAUUCUCGUUAUGAGAACCCAAAGAUGGGCAAACUUGAGAGCACUCUGCUAGAACAGUUUGGUCCAGGCGUGGAAUCAAGGGGGAUCCUCUUCAGUAAAACCCGUAAAAGCAUCCACUGCCUGAAUGACUGGGUCCUCACUAAUGAAGCCUUACAGGAAGCUGGCAUUAAGGCAGCCAUCCUCACUGGAGCUGGCAACGGUAUCACUUACAUGACACAGAACGAGCAAGCAGAGACAAUCCGCAAUUUCCGCGAGGGUAAACUCAACCUCCUGAUCUCCACCAGUGUGGCGGAAGAGGGCCUUGAUAUCCCUGAAUGCAACCUGGUGGUACGCUAUGGACUGCUUACAAAUGAGAUUGCCCAGCAGCAGGCCAGCGGACGUGCCCGAGCAAAAGACAGUCGGUAUUCUGUAGUCGCCCAGUCAGGGGGACGGGAAUUGCGACGGGAGCUCACCAAUGAAUAUCUGGAAGAGCUGACUGGAAAAGCCAUCGCUAAGGUCCAAAAUAUGAGCCUCCACAAGUUUCGCACAAAGAUAUCUGAGCUACAAGAGGAGGCAGUUAUUGGCAGAAAAAUUGCAGAGAGCCGCAAAACAGAGAAGAGGAGUCGCAACACAGCUGCUAGUGUCCAGCUCUUGUGUCGAAACUGUUUCAGGUCUGUGGCCUCUGGCAGUGACAUUAAACUUCUUGAAAAGGCACACUACGUCAACAUCAAUCCUGAGUUUAGGAACCACUACAAAGUUGGUGGGCAGGUCAUGCUAGGAAGGACUUUCGAGGACUGGGAGCCUGGGCGUACAGUCAGUUGUAGAAACUGCAACAAGGACUGGGGAUUUGAGAUGAAGUACAAGAAAGCUGCCGUGCUGCCCAAUCUAGCCAUUAAAAAUUUGGCCUUGCAGACCCCUGAUGGCAGGACGACUGUGAAGAAGUGGAAGGAUGUCCCUUUCACUGUUGACGACUUCAGCUUUGAUGACUACUGCCAAGACAACUUCCCUGACCUCUUCGACUGAGAUGCCACCACAAAGCUUUGUGUGGGUUCUUUGCUACUUCAAGUUUUUUUUAAUCCGUUUUUGUCAUUCCUGUCUGUUGCUGUUAGUUUGUCUGUGCUCAUUUACAGAGAGCAUCACUGUAUUGUUUGAGGUGCAUAUAUAUGAACACAGGCUUUCAAAAAUGCACUCUUCACGUGCUCGCAUUAAUUGAUGCUGUCGGGCCAGUGAGGCAGCAGUGUGCUAAAACCCAUUACGCAUCGAUCAUGCUUGAAAUUAGCAUGACAGCUUUGUUUAUGCCUAAGGUCCCAACUCCCUUUGCAUGUUUUUCUUUGCAGUUCCUCUGCUUCAUCUCAAGUCAAGCACAGAACCAGAGCACACAAUGAACUCUGCUGUAACAUGAACCUUAACCAUCAAGAACACUUGACAUAUCAUCACGAACAUGAUUCCUUAUGAACUUUUUUAGAUAUUUUAAGACGCUUUUAAUUGGCAACUAAAUUUUUACAGUUGAUCCAUUAGUAUAUACUGUACAUGUACGUGUGCCUGUGAAAAUCUCAAAUAAUUUAUGUAAAUAUUUAAAUGUUUUACACGAUAUGGGUACAUUUGUUUUUGGCUGAUUUUAUGCUUUUACUCUAUAUUAUUUUAUGACAACUAAUAAUAUGAAUAAACUUCACUAAAGCUGAAUGAAAUUUAAAUAAACACUCCUUUUGAAAUGCCUAA
Molecule: messenger RNA, 2733 nt
Organism: Epinephelus lanceolatus (giant grouper)
Lineage: Eukaryota; Metazoa; Chordata; Actinopteri; Perciformes; Serranidae
Source: RefSeq, a predicted model, not a curated record